AUGACUUGGUAUCGUAUCUUUCGAACUAAUAGCAGCAAGAAAUCAAAGUUAUCUGUUGUUGAAUUUGAUCAACAUAUUGAACCUAUACCCACUUGCUUAAAACAGUCUCCAGUCUAUCAACAUCAUCUUGUUCAAAUACAUUCGAUUGUGCAAACUUAUGUUAACUUGGUUACAAUGAAGAAACGCCGAAGACAAAGUAGUCAAGAUUGGUCAUUGAUGGAAACGUUUAUAAAACUAUGGUAUUCUGAACUAGAACGUAUCUACAGGCACGCAUCCGGUGUAGCCGUCAUGCUGAAGGGUCAAAUAAAUGAACUAUGUACAGGUUUAUAUAGCAUCUCCUUCCCUUCAAGAAAUAGAGAUAAAAAACUAGUCCAUGAAGUUCGGCAGUUCAUAUCAAACUGUUUAAAGGAUCUCGAUCAUUCUUUCAACAAGCGACGAUCCCUUCCGACACCAAAGUCUAUACAUAGCCACUUUCAAACAUUCCACUAUACUCUUGAAAAUCGUAUGCAAGCUAUACGGAACGAGAAACAGAAUUCACCUUUAGUAAAGUAUAUGAACCGUGUGUAUCAACUAGAGCAAGACAUCUUUUUACAUCAUUAUUACAUCGAAAGCCAACUCAAAUUGCUUUGGGACCUUGGUCACAUUGCCCUUCGUUCACCCCUUUUGGCUACCUACUGGAAUCAGAAAUACGAGACUAGCCAACAGAUGAGUCAAGACCUUUUGAAUGAACUAAAGACGGCACUAGAGCAACAGCUACCAUGUCAAAGAGACGUAAUGUGCGCCAUCUGUUUAUCUAUAUUGCAUGAACCAGUGACGCUUAAAGGAUGUCAUCAUACGUUUUGCAAGGACUGCCUGCAGCAGCAUUACUGUUACCAAUGCUCUGCCAAGAAAAAGAAAGGGUUUCUACUGGUGAAGGCGCCACUGAUUGGCUGCUCUUGCUUUAUUCUGGAUGAACAUGGUCAGUUAGUACCUGCUCAUCAUCAGUCUUGCCCGCUCUGUAGGCAGUCCUUUAAACCUGAAGAUUGUGAACUUAAUGUAGAUCUUGAAAAAUUUAUCUUGGAACGCUUCAAGCAGGAUCUUGAGGACAGGAAAAGGGGCAAAAAGCAAAUCCUAUUGAACUUGCUCUAUUAUUAUUCAUUUUUACAAAAGGACAAAGAACAAAAAAGAGAGGGAUUUAAUGAAAUAUGUAUAUAA
Messenger RNA from Rhizopus microsporus ATCC 52813, 1194 nucleotides. RefSeq lists its product as uncharacterized. The coding region runs from base 1 to 1194 and encodes 397 amino acids. The record is from RefSeq and is a predicted model, not a curated record. Gene Ontology annotation, biological process: double-strand break repair. Gene Ontology annotation, cellular component: nucleus; site of double-strand break. Gene Ontology annotation, molecular function: nucleosome binding; ubiquitin-protein transferase activity. The transcript is spliced from 4 exons. Lineage: Eukaryota; Fungi; Mucoromycota; Mucoromycetes; Mucorales; Rhizopodaceae.